AUGAAUAUGCAGUUCCAGAUCUUGGUAGGUCUGUUUUUUCUUUUAUUGGCGCCUGGAGGACUAGCCAACUACCUUGGGAGGGUCAAUUGUUUUGAAAAAAGGUUGCAUCUCCACGGAGUCAAGGGUGCUAAAGCGCUUUUCAGCCGGGCCAUGGAAAACUUUUUACUUCUGAUUUCUAUCCUUAAAACUCCGAUUUUUCGAACUCUUUGUCCCGAUCUCUUAAGUAAAAUCCGGUUGAUGCCCAAAUUCCCAUUGAAAUGCAGAAGUCGAAAAUCCAUUUGGGUUAGGAGAUAUGAAGUAAGCAGUAUUGGAUGGAUCCUUAGUUCGGGGGCUACUGGGCCGGUUCUUGGAGAUCAAAAAAGUUCUCCGUUUUCUUCUAAGUGUUGA
Messenger RNA from Zea mays, 387 nucleotides. Lineage: Eukaryota; Viridiplantae; Streptophyta; Magnoliopsida; Poales; Poaceae. The record is from the annotation of a RefSeq genome assembly.